AUGACACAGCUUCAAGAUGCCGAAGAUGUGCUCCCGGAUGAUGGGACUGAGAAUUCUGCAGCGCCUAGGAUACAGACUGAUGAAGAAUUCAGUAGUGGUUUUCUAUUCGGGGGUGGAAGUUCACGCCAAACCCUUACACAUUUCCAUCCCAACACGAUACAAAUCUUUCAGUUGUGGAACACAUUCCUUGACGGUGUCAAUCCCCUGACAAAAAUUAUCCAUGUGCCGACGUUACAACAGCAGAUUUUGGACGCUGCGAGCGACCUCAGCUCUUUGUCACCCGAAAUGGAGGCUCUAAUGUUCUCCAUCUACUCCUCAGCAUUGCUUUGUAUGCAUGUGGAUGAAGUUCAGAAAUAUUUCGAGGACUCCAAAUCAGCGCUAUUGACUCGAUAUCGACAAUGCGCGCAACAGGCCUUGGUGAAUGCGGGAAUCCUUGGUACAUCGGAGCUGAAGGUGCUUCAAGCGUUCCUCCUUUUCAUCAUCUCCGUCCGGCUUGUGUACAAUCCACAUAUCCUAUGGUCUUUGACUGGAAUUUGUGUCCGAAUAGCACAACGCAUUGGUCUUCACAAGGACGGCUCGAAGCUCGGGUUAUCUGUCUUUGAAACAGAGAUGCGUCGACGGAUUUGGUGGAACUUGACCGUGGUUGACGCCACCAUAGGCCACAUGGCUGGCUGUGAAUCACAUAUGUUACUUCUAGCAGACACCAAACUCCCAAGUAAUAUCAACGAUAGCGCGCUUGAUCCCGGCAUGAAGGAUAUUCCGGAUGAAUCCUCGGGGCCGACAGAAAUGUUCUUUUGUCUGAUGUCCUACGAACUUGGUGCUUGGCUUGCUAAACAGGCAGAAAACAAGACGUCGUCUUUUGACGGCUUCUGGGAGUUUCUGAGCUCUACAACAAUUUCCGUCGAUCAGAAGGAUGCUAUUAUUGACGAACUCGAGCAAAUCUUUGAAAGAAAGUAUAUCAACCAUUGCGAUUCCUCGAUUCCGCUUCAUUUCGUGACAUUUGUUGUUGCCAAAUCGGCUGUGACAAGCUCGCGGCUGCGGGCACAUCAUCCACGACAAUAUCAAGAAAAGGGGCAACCUCUCCUACCUACCGAAAGAGACUUGCUCUUCAAUCUCUGCUUCAGGCUCCUCGAAUACGGUGACCUUAUCUUUCGGAGUCCGAAAGUGCAGAAAUUCCAUUGGCAUCUUGAUUUCCAUUUCCCCUGGGAAGCUUUAAUUGUUAUGCUAUUAGUUUUGCGCCAUCGCAAUGUUGGGCAAGAAGUGGCCAGAGCGUGGCAAUUGAUUGAUGCCUUGUUCAAGCGGCAAACGAAGAUAAUGACUCAACGCCAAAGAAGUCCUCUUCAUUUGGCAGUUGCUAAUUUGGCAAUCAAGGCUUGGUCCGCACAUGUGACAGAGUCGGAGUACAGCCGAAUUGAUCCUUUACCACAACCCGAAGUCAUUGAUCUGUUAUGGCGGUAUACUCACCAAGGUUCAACUUCGACUUCCUUUAGCAACUCCACAUUGUUUUCCACUCGACCACUUCCACGAGACCCUUCAAUAUCGACCGAGCCAACAAUAGAGGGGCCAUUAACGACCUCUGAACAUGUUACAUCACCAUCUCAAGGACUUGCUGCGGGUAAAAGUCAUCUCACUGCGGACUGCGAUAAUAGUACACAGAACACUUACAAUCUAAACACCGGAUUGCCGAUUCGAACAGACGGCACUGCAAUAGAUAGCACCAUGGAGAUGGAUUCAAAUCCCUUCGACGACAGUCCUCUUAACUGGAAUCAAUGGGACGCCUUGCUUCACGAGUUUCAAGACUACAGUACUGGAGAUAUGGACAUGCUUUUCCCUCUUCAGCCAACUUAGUUAUUGUGAUGGGGGGAAUUGGUGUUCCUUGAGAAGAUUAUAAGUUAUUAUUGAUAAUCAAACUAUCAACUGUAUACGUAGAUAAGUCAAGUCGGUGGAUGGUGACGGGGAAUCUGACAUGUCACAGUAGUUCCGUUAUACUGUUACAGUAAAUAAGAGGAGGUUUUC
This is a messenger RNA of Talaromyces stipitatus ATCC 10500, 2016 nucleotides long. RefSeq lists its product as uncharacterized. NCBI's taxonomy places the organism in Eukaryota, Fungi, Ascomycota, Eurotiomycetes, Eurotiales, Trichocomaceae. The coding region runs from base 1 to 1848 and encodes 615 amino acids. Gene Ontology annotation, biological process: DNA-templated transcription. Gene Ontology annotation, molecular function: zinc ion binding; DNA binding. The record is from RefSeq and is a predicted model, not a curated record. The transcript is spliced from 2 exons.